CCGCGCGGAGCCACAGCAGUGCCACCACCAACUAGUUCAGAUUCCAUCUCCUCUUCUUUCUUUCUUUCUUUUUUUGACGUGACAGCGAGAAAAAUGGUGAAGGUUAAGUGCUCCGAACUGAGGACCAAGGACAAGAAGGACCUCACCAAGCAGCUGGAUGAGCUCAAGAAUGAGCUGCUCAGCCUGCGUGUGGCCAAGGUGACCGGCGGAGCUCCCUCGAAGCUCUCCAAGAUCCGCGUUGUGCGCAAGGCCAUCGCCCGCGUGUACAUCGUGAUGCACCAGAAGCAGAAGGAGAACCUGCGCAAGGUGUUCAAGAACAAGAAGUACAAGCCCCUGGAUCUGCGCAGGAAGAAGACCCGCGCCAUCCGCAAGGCCCUCUCGCCGCGGGAUGCCAACCGCAAGACCCUCAAGGAGAUCCGCAAGCGCUCCGUCUUCCCCCAGCGCAAGUUCGCCGUCAAGGCCUAGGAUGGUGCGUCCAGAAUCUGUGCUCCGGAUUACGGACAUGCCGGUCCUCUCGUCCGUCUAGUGUGCGUUAAGGGUUCUUCGGUUCCACGAUGAAGAAAAAAUACAAAAUAAAACCUUUUUUUUAAAGUGAA
This is a messenger RNA of Drosophila elegans, 596 nucleotides long. It is a transcript of the gene RpL35, whose product is annotated as 60S ribosomal protein L35. Gene Ontology annotation, molecular function: mRNA binding; structural constituent of ribosome. NCBI's taxonomy places the organism in Eukaryota, Metazoa, Arthropoda, Insecta, Diptera, Drosophilidae. Bases 94 to 465 code for a protein of 123 amino acids. Gene Ontology annotation, cellular component: cytosolic large ribosomal subunit; ribosome. Gene Ontology annotation, biological process: maturation of LSU-rRNA from tricistronic rRNA transcript (SSU-rRNA, 5.8S rRNA, LSU-rRNA); translation. The transcript has 3 exons. The record is from RefSeq and is a predicted model, not a curated record.